AUGGCCGCUGCUUCAGAUCUCGCCACUGCAACUCCUACUGCUGCAACAGUUCCUGCCACUACUGAAGCGACUGGCGUCGCUGGAACAACCAAACCCGUCCGCGUCGCCCAGCUAGUCUAUCUCCGCCCGGAGUGCUUGGAGGAAUAUAAACGCUGCCAUGCGGCUGUGUGGCCGGAUGUGCUGGCUCAAAUUCGGGAUUCUGGCAUCAGGGACUACUCGAUAUUCCUGACCCCAGUCCCCCGCCCCACGCUCUUCGCAACCUUCAAAUACGUCGGCACCGACUGGGACGCAGACAUGGCGUGCAUGGGCGCGAACGAGCGCGUGCGCGCGUGGUGGGCGCUUACGGACCGCAUGCAGGAGAGUGCGGUGCCUGGUGCGAAGGGGAGUGCUGCUGCUACUGAUGAUGAUGCCGUCCCGCCUUGGUGGUGGAGGGCGGAGGAGGUUUUUUAUUAUGAGGGGUAG
Aplosporella prunicola CBS 121167 is the source of this 462-nucleotide messenger RNA. RefSeq lists its product as uncharacterized. Gene Ontology annotation, molecular function: racemase and epimerase activity, acting on carbohydrates and derivatives. The transcript has 2 exons. Lineage: Eukaryota; Fungi; Ascomycota; Dothideomycetes; Botryosphaeriales; Aplosporellaceae. Bases 1 to 462 code for a protein of 153 amino acids. The record is from RefSeq and is a predicted model, not a curated record.